Molecule: messenger RNA, 773 nt
Organism: Candidula unifasciata
Lineage: Eukaryota; Metazoa; Mollusca; Gastropoda; Stylommatophora; Geomitridae
Source: the annotation of a GenBank genome assembly
AUGGGAAAUCUAAAAAAGGAAACGAAAUAUGUUUUGUUUUUGUUGCACAGUCUAGGAAUAAUGGUGACGAUAGUGUCAUCGCUACAGUCAUCUUCAAACACAGAAUUCAGGGGUAGACAUACUUAUUUUUCAUCAUCAAAACUGUUGAUUAAUUCCCAAAAGGAUUUAACCGACGUCUGGUUGGAUACAUCAGUGCGCCAAGAAAGCAGAAGCGAGCAGUCACACCUGGAAUUUGACUUGCCAUUGCAUUCGUACUUAUCGUCGUUUCUAACCAGCGAACCACAUCCAGCCUUCUCUAUCCCAGUCCCACCUGUAAAUCAAUCGACCUUAACCCUCGGAUAUCUCGUGGAAGAUCGAGCCAGGCAUUUCACGGGGUCUAGAGACUGGAAGCUGGUCUCCGGCGCCUUGUCUUAUGCCGUGAGCACGAUCAACGAACAGAAGAUCAUUCCCGGAUUUAACCUGACAUACGUGAUGCGGGACACCCGGAUGCAAACCAACGACUCUCUGAUGGCCAUGUCCAACCUCUGGCGCGAUGGCGUGGUCGGGUUCAUCGGCUCGGCGACUUCCUGCCAGAAUGAGGCCAUGCUCGCCGGAGCCUGGAAUUUACCUAUCCUGUCGCACAUCUGUCCAGACGACAAAGUCUCCGACAAAAUCGAGUACCCGACGUUCACCAGGACAUUCCCGCCGGCAGACCGUAUCAUCACUUCCGUUGUGUCUUUGCUGAAACACUUCAGGUGGAACAAGUUCUCUGUCAUCUACGCCAAGCAAGAUAA